GCUCGAUCAACAUACAUGAAUACGUAUAUAUAUAUAUAUAUACAUAUAUAUAUAUAUAUAUAAUAGUAUAUAUAUAUGUGUACACAUAUUUCAACCCAUCGUUUUAGCCAUAACCGAGCCCCUAAAACACCUCUGAGAUCUUCCCCUGCUUGAGAGGAGUCCAACGAAAAAAGAAUCAUUGGAAACGAUCGUGAAACGACGGAGAACGGGCUUGCCGGAGUUCCGCCGGGCUAACCGUAAAAACGGAAAACGGAGAAGACGGAGGAGCUGCCGCUGCCGCCAACCCAUCACUGAUCUUCGCCGUCCCCAAACGAGUCUUCUACCACCACCGUAUCACGAAUCCGUCGAGGAAAGAUUGGCGAAUUUGUUGAAGACGUGAACUAGAUUUCGAGUAGAGUUAGAGCAAAAGCGUGACUUUGAGAAUCAUGCCGCCAAGGAGAGACCCCCAUGCAACCCCAACUGUCCAGGAGCUGGCCCAAACUGUCCAGCAAAUGGCGCAGCUCAUCGGAGCAGCUCAACCCCAGAACCAUGGGAUUGACUACGCAACAAGAGUAGCCGGGCGGAACCCUCCAAAAUACAUGGGCGAGGAGGACCAUCUUAUCUUGGAGGACUGGAUUCGCACUUUCGAUAAGCUCUUUGACUCACUCAAUUGCCCGAUGGAGCAACGAGUGAAUAUUGCGGUGUACUAUCUGCACCAAGAAGCAGACCACUGGUGGGCCGCCAACGGACCAGCACUUCUCGAGCAACCAGACUUUGACUGGGAGGACUUCAUAGUAGCGCUGCGUGAUCGCUUCUACCCGGAUCACGUAAAAGAGGCAAAUUAUGAUGAAUUUGUCAAUUUCAAGCAAGGUGACCUGACUAUUCAGGAAUAUCACACGAAGUUCGUCCAACUGGCCCGUUUUGCCAAAGAUGUGGUGUCAACAGAGGCCAGCAUGACCCGCAGAUUUGUUAACGGACUUAAUUACGGAGCUCAAAAGUUCGUAACUGUAGCAGAACCGCGGAACAUGAACGAGGCAUAUAGGAAGGCUGGUAAGUACUACUUGGUACACCAGAAAGAAAGAGAGGCACAGAAGAGAGACCGGAAGAAUGCUGACAUAGAACAACAGCAAAAGAAAGCCCGAACCAACCGCCCUGAGCAAAGGCAAAACAAUCAAGGCGGUAGAACCUUCCAAGGCCAGGGUCAGGGGAGAAACCAGCCAACUCAGGCACGGUACUACAAAUGCAAACUAUGCCCAAACAACCAUCCUGGGAAGGAUUGUGCGGGGAAUGCGGUGAAGUGUUACAACUGUAACCUCAUGGGGCAUAGGGCAUACGAGUGCCGGAAACCCCCGAGCCAGGGUCAAAACCAGGGGAAUAAUCAAACCGGGGGUGGGGAUAAUCACAUCAACAACAACCGUGGUAAUCCCGGUAACCGCCCAGCAGAGGCCAACCGUAAUCAAGGCCAGGGAGGACAGAACAAUACCCAGGGCCGGAUUUACGUCAUGAACCAGGCUCAAGCAAAUGCCCACGACGUGGUGUCAGGUACCUUUCUUGUAAACUCCACACCUGCUCAUGUACUGUUUGAUUCGGGUGCGUCCCACAGUUUUAUAGCCUCAAAAUUUGUGGAAAAGUUAAAGUUAGAACCUACCACAAGACAUAAUCUUAAUGUAAAAACGGCAUCCAACAAAGUUGUAGCAUGUGGAAGUGUUUUCUCUAAUAUUCCCAUAGUCAUAUCCGAUACCGAACUACCUGGAGAUCUAAUCCAGUUUGACUUGGAGGAUAUCGACGUGGUGUUGGGUAUGGAUUGGCUAGGAAAAUAUAAGGCCAAAAUCCUGUGUGAUGAACAAAAGGUGGUCUUAAGAGGACCCAACAAGAAGCGUGUAUCCUACAAGGCGGUCACAUCUAAGCCAGGCGUGAAGCUGGCAACCAUGCAACAAGUCAAACGAUACGUCCGGAAGGGGUGUGAGGUUUUCUUGUGCAUGAUCAAAGACAUAACAUCCGAGAACCCAACCAUUGACCAAAUCCUUGUGGUCAAUGAAUUUCCGGAUGUGUUUCCAGAAGAAAUUCCGGGAAUGCCGCCAGAGAGGGAGGUUGAGUUUUCGAUUGAUCUAAUACCGGGCACCGCACCCAUUUCGAAGCCACCAUACCGAAUGGCACCGAAGGAGAUGCAGGAGCUAAAGGAACAACUCGAAGAACUAUUGGGUAAGGGCUACAUCAAACCGAGUGUCUCACCUUGGGGCGCUCCGGUCUUGUUUGUGAAGAAGAAGGAUGGAAGUCUGAGACUGUGCAUCGAUUACAGGGAGCUGAACAAAGCAACCAUCAAAAACAAGUACAUGCUGCCUCGCAUUGAUGACCUCUUUGAUCAACUGAAGGGAGCUAGCACGUUCUCCAAGGUUGAUUUGAGAUCCGGGUAUCAUCAGGUGAGGAUUGCUGAGAAAGACAUUCCAAAGACGGCUUUUCGAACGAGGUACGGACACUAUGAGUUCACCGUGAUGCCGUUUGGCUUAACAAAUGCGCCUGCGGUAUUUAUGGAUCUCAUGAACCGAGUGUUCCGACCCUAUCUCGACUUGUUUAUUGUGGUGUUCAUCGACGAUAUCCUGGUGUACUCCAAAACACCAAAAGAACAUGAAGGGCACCUGAGAACGGCGCUGCAAACUUUGAGAGAGAAUCAGCUCUAUGCCAAACUCUCAAAAUGUGAUUUUUGGAGGGAUCGGGUAGCAUUCUUGGGCCACAUCAUCACCCAAGAAGGUGUAUCCGUUGACCCAUCAAAGAUCGAAGCGGUGAUAGACUGGCCUGCACCCACAACCGUGACGGAGGUCCGGAGCUUUCUAGGCUUGGCGGGCUAUUAUCGCAGAUUCGUGAAGGAUUUCUCAAAGAUAGCAAAGCCUUUGACUAAUCUCACGAAGAAGACUACGAAGUUCGUAUGGAGUGACGAAUGCAAAGAAUCCUUCCAAGAGCUGAAGCAGAGAUUAACAACUGCACCUGUCUUGACCCUACCAUCCGGUACUGAGGGGUUCGAGAUUUACACUGAUGCUUGUUUGAAAGGGUUGGGUUGCGUAUUGAUGCAAAACAGUAAAGUGGUGGCAUAUGCAUCAAGGCAACUGAAGACCCACGAGGUCAAUUACCCGACUCAUGACUUGGAACUGGCAGCGGUUAUUUUUGCUUUAAAACUAUGGAGGCACUAUCUCUAUGGGGCACAAUGUAAGGUUUACACUGAUCACAAGAGCUUGAAGUACAUCUUCACCCAAAAAGAGCUUAAUAUGAGACAAAGACGCUGGCUGGAACUCGUCAAGGAUUACGACUUGGAGAUCCAGUACCAUGAAGGAAAAGCAAACGUAGUUGCCGAUGCGUUGAGCCGAAAAUUAACUCACUCCUGCAAAGCAACAUGGAUACUACCAGAUGAGCUAUAUCGGGACUUUCAGAAGCUAGACUUGGAAGUUCGGGAUUUCGGAGAGGUAGAUCGGGAAACGCGGUUACUCACCAUGACCGUUACCCCAUCUAUUUUCGACGAAAUUCGAGAAGGGCAGCCUGGAGACACAAAGCUAGAUAGAAUCCGAUCCGGUAUGACAAAUGGCGUGAACGGACCGUUCAAACUGCACGAAGAUGGGAGCAUUCGACACAAAGGAAGGUGGUGUGUUCCGAUGAAAUGUGAAGAGCUUAAGAAGAAAAUCAUGGAGGAAGGGCACAACACGCCCUAUUCAGUGCACCCUGGAGGCGACAAACUCUACAAAGACAUCAAAAAGAAUUUUUGGUGGCCAAACAUGAAGAAAGAGGUAGCUGAACUCGUGGCUCGAUGCUUAAACUGCCAGAAGGUGAAAGCCGAACGUUGCAAGCCCAAGGGACUCGUGCAAUCCUUGGAAGUGCCAAAAUGGAAGUGGGAUUCCAUCUCCAUGGACUUUGUCGGGGGCUUACCCCUAACCAAAUCUGGCAAAGACAAGAUUUGGGUUAUAGUUGACCGGUUAACAAAGACCGCUCGCUUUAUCCCGAUGAACGAGACUUGGAGCAUGGAGAAGUUAGCCCGAGCCUACAUCAAGCACGUGGUUAAGUACCAUGGAGUUCCUCAAGACAUUGUUUCUGACCGUGACUCCAGAUUCCUAUCUCAAUUCUGGAAAGAGUUGCAAGCUGCUAUGGGAACGAAGCUGAGGCUGAGUACUGCCUUUCACCCGACCACCGAUGGGCAGACGGAGCGGACCAUCCAAACACUCGAGGACAUGCUGAGAGCAUGUAUGUUAGACUUACAAGGGUCAUGGGACGAACACUUAGACUUAAUAGAGUUUUCGUACAACAAUAGCUACCACGCCAGUAUCAAGAUGGCCCCGUACGAAGCUCUAUAUGGUCAAAAGUGUAGAAGCCCACUAUGUUGGGGUGACAUGGUAGAUCAAGUGGUUUUGGGACCGGAUUACCUCCAAGACACCAUCGAGAAGGUGAAGCUAAUCCAAGCCAAGAUGAAAGCUGCACAAGAUCGUCAGAAGUCUUAUGCAGACCUGGGGAGGAAAUCAGCUGAAUUUGAAGUGGGAGAAAAAGUCCUACUUAGAGUCUCCCCGACAAAGGGAGUAAUGAGAUUUGGAAAGAAGGGAAAGCUAAGCCCGAGGUUCAUCGGUCCGUAUGAUGUCCUCGAGCGAGUGGGAAGAGUGGCAUAUCGUCUAGCUCUACCCACUGAGCUGGCUAAGGUACACAAUGUUUUCCAUAUCUCCCAAUUGAAGAAGUAUGUUCACGACGAUUCACAUAUCCUUAACCCUGAGGUGGUCGAGUUAGACGAAACAUUGACUUACGAGGAGAGACCUAUCCAGAUUCUGGACACCAAGACUCGUGAGACUAGAAGAAAAGCAAUUAAGAUGGUGAAAGUAUUGUGGUCUAACCACUUGGCUGAGAAUGCAACUUGGGAAACUGAAGACGAUAUGCGUCAACGUUACCCAGAGUUAUUUGAAUAAGGUAAUUUUCUAGUUACGAGGACGCAACUCGUCUUUAAGGGGGGUAGAAUGUAACACCUAGUAAUUUUAUAUUAUAGAUAGUAGAUAUUAGUUUAUGUUUCGGGACGAAACAUCUUUUAAGGAGGGUAGAAUGUGACACUCCGAAAAUUUUAAUGAAAGAAAAUAAUGAUUUUUUUCGAAUAAAAUUCUUUAAGAGUGGCAUUUUAUUAAGGGAAUAAGAUAAAAUUUAAAACUUUGACACAGUAGUUAGAUAAAAUGGUCAAUAAUGGAAGUGAAUUUUUUUUUUUUACGAGUAUAAGUUAAUUUAGUUAAAUAAAAAGAAAUGUUAAAACCUAUAUAUAUAUAUAUAUAUAUAUAUAUAUCAAUUAUACGAAGUAUGUAUUCGAAAAAUAUGCAUAUAAUAAUAAGGAGUACAGUACAAAUGUAUAUACACUUUGAGGACUUUGACUGAACCUUAAAAACUAAAAUAGAUAAGGAGUAAAAUUUAAACUACGUAUCCUUGUAUAUAACUUAAAAAUGAAUCCAGCCGCGGUUUCACACAAAAUGAACAAUCCGUAGUAAACCCAACUCUACAUACUAUACGAGUAGAGCGGUAGAGCCGAUUGAAUUCCAUCAGCAAAAAUCGGAUCUUCUGUUUAACUAAAGUCGCAGCCUAAAACCCUCUACAUAUCAGUAUAAAUAGAGCCCUCGAUCUUCUUUUCCAUUCACAUAGAGCUGAGCUCGAUCAACAUACAUGAAUACGUAUAUAUAUAUAUAUAUAUACAUAUAUAUAUAUAUAUAAUAGUAUAUAUAUAUGUGUACACAUAUUUCAACCCAUCGUUUUAGCCAUAACCGAGCCCCUAAAACACCUCUGAGAUCUUCCCCUGCUUGAGAGGAGUCCAACGAAAAAAGAAUCAUUGGAAACGAUCGUGAAACGACGGAGAACGGGCUUGCCGGAGUUCCGCCAGGCUAACCGUAAAAACGGAAAACGGAGAAGACGGAGGAGCUGCCGCUGCCGCCAACCCAUCACUGAUCUUCGCCGUCCCCAAACGAGUCUUCUACCACCACCGUAUCACGAAUCCGUCGAGGAAAGAUUGGCGAAUUUGUUGAAGACGUGAACUAGAUUUCGAGUAGAGUUAGAGCAAAAGCGUGACUUUGAGGUGAUGAUGGUUAUGUUGAUUGCUGAAUGCAUGCGCCUGAGAGCGAGUUAGAAGUUGCAUUAGUCAAAUUUAGUCUUCAAAUAAACAUUUAUUUAUUUAGUUUUAUUGUUUUAGCUGCCUGUGCAUCCGGUCGAGAGAUGACCGGAUGUGGCGGUAACACCCAUUUCCCUAUUUAGACUUCCGCUGUACUCUUUAAAUUUUAUUAUCAAUAAAUAAAAGUUUUAUUUCAAUCAUA
Messenger RNA from Cuscuta epithymum, 6284 nucleotides. The record is from the annotation of a GenBank genome assembly. Lineage: Eukaryota; Viridiplantae; Streptophyta; Magnoliopsida; Solanales; Convolvulaceae.